AUGGCGUUCAACAUUCGUCCGCUAGUGUUGUCUGGACCAUCGGGUGGCGGCAAGAGUACAAUUAUUACGAGAGCAAUGCACGACUAUCCGAAUACUUUUGCACUGAGUGUAUCUCGUAAUUUUAUUUCUAAUACAACACGUCAACCGCGACCAGGUGAAGAAAAUGGCAUACACUAUUGGUUUAGUGAUAAGGAAAGUAUGCAGAAGAUGAUUGAUGCGGGCGAAUUCUUGGAACAUGCUUCGUUUGGUGGGAAUUUUUAUGGGACCUCGAAAAAAGCAGUUGAGGAUGUUCAGAAGACAGGUCGUAUUUGUAUAUUGGAUGUUGAAUUACAAGGUGUUCGUAGUAUCAAGAAAUGUGAUUUGAAUCCUAAAUAUAUCCUCAUCAAAGCGCCGAGCCUAGCUGUUUUGGAGGAACGUUUACGUUCACGAAAAACCGAAUCUGAAGAAUCACUUGCGAAGCGUUUGAAGCACGCAAAAGAGGAUCUUGAUGCAGUGGCAUCUGAUCCGAGUUUGUUUGAUUUCGUGAUUGUUAAUGAUGAUCUCGAAAACGCUUAUCAGCAGUUUAUCAGUGCUAUUGAACCCGAGCUUAAAGCUGUUAAAACGGCGCAAAAAUAG
Messenger RNA from Anisakis simplex (herring worm), 615 nucleotides. The record is from the annotation of a GenBank genome assembly. NCBI's taxonomy places the organism in Eukaryota, Metazoa, Nematoda, Chromadorea, Rhabditida, Anisakidae.